UGACGAAGGCGGAAGUGCAGCUUCCGUAGACUUUGUCCGGGCUGACGGUGUCAGAAAAUACCUAGGAGGCGGAAACUGAGUUCCUGGUGUGCGGAGAUGCAGCAGUCAGUGAUCGUGCUUGUGGUGGGGCUCCUGGCGGUGCUUGGUUGCCGGGCGGUGGAGGUGAAGCGGCCCCGCGGGGUGUCGCUGUCCAAUCGCAGCUUCUAUGAUGAGACCAAACCCUUCACCUGCCUGGACGGGUCCAAGACCAUCGCCUUCGACCGAGUAAACGACGACUAUUGUGACUGCGCAGACGGAACAGAUGAGCCUGGCACUGCUGCAUGCUCCAAUGGAAAAUUCCACUGUACCAACGCUGGAUUCAAGCCUCAGUAUAUCCCAUCCUCACGGGUCAAUGAUGGCAUCUGUGACUGCUGCGACACCAUGGAUGAAUAUAACAGCGGAGCCCAUUGCCAGAACACUUGCAGAGAGAUGGGAAAGAAGGAGCGAGAGGAUCUGGAGAAGAAGGCGGAAAUGGCUCGGGAAGGCAUGCUGCUCAAGCAGAGGUUCAUCGAGGAGGCCCGAAAAGGCAGAGAGGAGAAGCAGGUGAAGCUGCAGUCGCUGGUAGAGAAGCGGGUGAGCGUGCAGACCCAGGUGGACGCCCUGCGUGCCCAGAAGGAAGCGGCUGAGAAACCAGAGAAGGAAGCCAAAGACUCCCACAAGCAAGAGUGGGAAGCGCGCAAGGAGGCGGAGAAUGCAGCUAUGGAGAAGAAACGCUCCCUGGAAUUAUUUACUGAGCUGGACCAGGAUUCAGAUGGAAUGGUUUCAGCACCUGAGCUGCUCUCUCACGCAGAGCUGGAUUCAGAUGGGGAUGGCACCUUGUCAGACAAAGAAGCCCAGGAUCUCCUCGGAGGGUCGUACUCUGUAGAUGUCUCCUCUUUCCAGGAGUCGGUGUGGCCACAGAUUAAAGAAAAGAUUAAGUCUGAGAGCGACUCUACUCCAUUGCCUCCAGUAGAAGAGGGGACAGAAACCCACCCAGAAAUCCCCCCUGAGGAAGAUGAAGAUGAUGACGGAGAAGAGGUGGAUGAUGAAGAUGAUGAUGCUGACUCGGAGGACAAUCACAGGGCUCCACCAAGCAAAUCCAAUGUAGAGGAGAUGGAGAUGCCACCAUAUGAUGAGGCCACCCAGUCUCUGAUAGACACUGCUCAAGCCGCACGUAAUCAAUUUGACGAAGCAGAAAAGUCCCUGCGAGAAAUCGAGGAUACAAUCAGGAGUUUGGAGAAAGAGAUUUCUCUGGAUUUUGGGACACAUGGAGAGUUUUCCUAUCUCUAUGGACAGUGCUAUGAACUCUCAACAAGCGAAUAUAUUUAUCGCUUGUGUCCAUUUAAUCGUGUGACACAGAAACCGAAGGUUGGGGGAUCAGAGACUAACCUGGGAACAUGGGGAUCCUGGGCAGGACCAGAAAAUGAUAAAUUCAGUGUAAUGAAAUUUGAACAAGGAACAGCCUGUUGGCAGGGACCAAACCGUUCUACACAGGUGAAGCUGUACUGUGGUAAAGAGACUGUAGUCACGUCUACUUCAGAGCCCAGUCGUUGCGAAUACCUCAUGGAGUUCUUCACUCCAGCCGCCUGUCAGCACCCGGUGGAAGUCCCACAGGAAGAACACGAUGAGCUGUGAGACCGGACAGUGACAGUGUUUGCAGAUAGCCGGACCCUGUGUGAGACCCUAGUGGAACCCUAAGAGCUGUGAAUAGAUGUGUCCCUGGCUCCUCACCACAGUGUCCUCCUCUUCAAACCUCAUUCCAGAUCCGUUCUGUCUUCUCCCCAUCUCUGCAGUAAAGGACACUGGCAACCAAAAGACACAUUCCAUCCACCGACCCCCUCCAUGGCUACUGACCCCGCACCAUCUUGGCUGUGUUUUUACUUGCUUGGGACAUAAAGGGGAUGUCCAGGAUCGAAAAAAAUGGCACCACUCCUGUCUAUGGGAUGUGCUUAGUAUUGCCGCUAGGCCCCAUUGAAGUGGAGGAGGCUGAACUGCAAUACCAAACACAGCAGAUGGACAAGAGUGGCGCUCCUUCUGUAAAAAAACAAAAAACGGACCCAUUCUUUCUAAUCCUUGAUAUUCCCUUUAAACAAUAGACUGUUCACAGUGGCUGCUCCUGUUAUUUCUUGUUUCCAUGCUGGUGGAAGGAUUGUUCUGUGCUCAAAAAUAAAAGUUGGUUUAUAUAUAAAA
Hyla sarda is the source of this 2208-nucleotide messenger RNA. RefSeq names its product protein kinase C substrate 80K-H (gene PRKCSH). Gene Ontology annotation, biological process: N-glycan processing; liver development. Gene Ontology annotation, cellular component: glucosidase II complex. NCBI's taxonomy places the organism in Eukaryota, Metazoa, Chordata, Amphibia, Anura, Hylidae. Gene Ontology annotation, molecular function: calcium ion binding. The record is from RefSeq and is a predicted model, not a curated record. The transcript is spliced from 17 exons. Bases 97 to 1653 code for a protein of 518 amino acids.